GCUGCGCGGGAUGCGCGGGCGGGGCUGCGCGGGCAAGAUGGCGGCGGGCGGGCAGGGCGAGGAGCGGCGGCUGCUCGUCCAGAGGCUGAAGGCCGCGGCGCACUACGCGGUUGGCGGCCUGUGUCAGGAAGUGGCAGAAGACAAAGACGUGCAGCUCAGCAAACAAACCAUCGCGGCCAUCUCCGAGAUCACCUUCAGGCAGUGCGAGACCUUUGCAAAAGACCUUGAAAUGUUUGCAAGGCAUGCAAAACGAAGCACAGUCACUACAGAAGAUGUGAAACUUUUGGCUAGAAGGAGCAAUUCUUUGCUCAAGUAUAUCACCCAGAAGAGUGAUGAGAUUGUAUCGAGUAACAUGGAGCAAAAGGAGAGGAAGAAAAAGAAGCCAAGUGCAGCUAAGAGAGGUAGAACUGGGGAACAAGAAGCAGAUGUGACUGAAAGUGAAGAUUCCAACAUGGCAUGAUUUAACUUUCAAGUAGUGUCUGGUUGUUUUCUCUUCUUACCAACCCAGGUUAGCCUAGUAAAGGUCCCUCCUGCAGGUUAGCAACAGUAAUGAAGCUUUAGGUUUUAGAUGAGCAUCAUUAGUUGGAUUUUUUUGUUCCAAAAAUGAAAGGUUUCUUAGAGUUCAGUACAGCUUACUGCUAAAAUGCCUUAAUUCCUCAUAAAAAGAUAUCUGUUACUCAAAAGAAAAUACUUUAAAUAAAGAGUUUAAAGCAGAA
This is a messenger RNA of Apus apus (common swift), 716 nucleotides long. It is a transcript of the gene CENPS, whose product is annotated as centromere protein S. Gene Ontology annotation, molecular function: protein heterodimerization activity; chromatin binding. The transcript is spliced from 5 exons. Gene Ontology annotation, biological process: replication fork processing; resolution of meiotic recombination intermediates. Gene Ontology annotation, cellular component: FANCM-MHF complex; Fanconi anaemia nuclear complex. The record is from RefSeq and is a predicted model, not a curated record. The coding region runs from base 11 to 460 and encodes 149 amino acids. NCBI's taxonomy places the organism in Eukaryota, Metazoa, Chordata, Aves, Apodiformes, Apodidae.